AUGUUUGUACCCCUUACUUCUCUGUCCAUUCCUAGUAAUAAGACCUACUUCCACUUUUUCCAUUCUAUCCCUUCAAAACUACAUAUCGUUUUCUUUCUUUUUGUUUCAGAGAGGGAAAGGAACGACAAUAACAUCAACAUGAGAAAUGAAAAUGGUGUGAUGCAUGCCAGAAAGACAGAGAUAGAUACAAGGGCACCUUUCCGGUCCGUCAAAGAGGCUGUCUCAUUAUUCGGUGAGAAAGUGCUAGCUGGAGAGGUCUAUGCAACCAAGCUGAAACAGAUACACAGUGGAGAAAAUGAAAAUGGCCUUGAGUCUUCUGAACAAGGAGCCGUUACAGCUGAACUAGAAGAAACACGACAAAACCUUCAGAAGGCUAAGGAAGAAAGCAUGUCAAUGGCGCAUUGCUUGUCUUCUCUGCAGGAAGAGCUCGAACAUACAAAACAAGAGCUCCAACAAUUGAAGCAACGUGAAACCGAGAAAUACCCAUUGGAACCAGAGAUUGAAGAUGUCAAGAUCAUAGAAAACUUAACCAAAUUUGCAACCAAGAGUUUCACAUCUGAGGAAGAAAUGAUGGAGUUUCAAAACAAAAGGUUCGUGACUUUUGCGAAUCCGCCCUCAGUAACUCAUGUUACGCUACCACAGAAUGUUGACAAGUUUGAAAGGCACCCUUCAAUCGGGAAUAAGCAGAAGAAGAAGAAACCAUUGAUUCCUCUUAUUGGAGGUAUCUUUUCUAGGAAAAAGGGAAACCAAUAAGUUCCGUGAGCCAAGUUCUAAUCCUAGAAAGUUAUUUUCCACUUACAUUACAAAUAAUAAUUACAAAUCACAUUAUAUGAAUGCAGACUAUGCAAUGCAUUGAGUAUAUACAAGAGUCAUGUAAUA
This is a messenger RNA of Gastrolobium bilobum, 879 nucleotides long. RefSeq names its product WEB family protein At1g75720-like. The record is from RefSeq and is a predicted model, not a curated record. The coding region runs from base 1 to 753 and encodes 250 amino acids. The transcript is spliced from 3 exons. NCBI's taxonomy places the organism in Eukaryota, Viridiplantae, Streptophyta, Magnoliopsida, Fabales, Fabaceae.